CCCCGGGGAAAGGGGAGCGCUCGGAUAAUGAAAAGCGACGGAUCGCAAAAAAAAAAUGCGAUCAAAAAGUAAUGGCUACCAGGAGUGGGGUUCGAACCCACGAAGACAUACGUCCAUUGGAUCUUAAGUCCAACGCCUUAACCACUCGGCCAUCCUGGUCUACAGUGCUCGCUCCCGCACGAUGGGAUAAAUAAGCAGGGACCGGAUCCACAAGUAAGAACAACAACAAUACGGGCAUCGAGAGGAGUGCAAAGCUAAACAAAAGGAGAUCAUGGAUCCUCUGCCGCAUUACUGUUACACCUACAACUUGAGGAAUUUGAUGCGCUUUCCUCUCAAUGAGGAGCCGCAGAAAAGAAGCUUGAACCACGAUCACGUCACAAGUUGCUUGAAAUGUUCGCGCCAUUACCCAUCGGCUUCGACCGAGGACUCCCGUCGACACUUGCCGCAUAGGCCGCGGAGCGUUCGGGCCCCGUCAACGGAACCUGCGACGGCCGCGAGUUCAGCGGCCCCGGGCAGCGCAUCGCAACCUGACAAAAUGGUGCCCAUGAACACGAGUACGUUAACUGAUCUGAUGAAAUCGGUUAUUAACAAGACAGUUGAGCUGAGCUGCGCGGCGGCGGCGGAGGGUAACCGGCCAGGAUAUGGUGUCUUCCGGGGGGUUCCAAUGAACCCGCUAGCUCUGCAGACACACCCUUAUCCACACAAGCAUCCAAUGGCUGGCUUUGUUUGGCAAAUUCCUCCGCAGAUGCAAUGUAACACUCCAACACUGUGGCAGCAGCCCCCGAUGUAUUACCCACGGCAGGGUUUGCCUCCCUGCGUUCCUGGGCAGAGCAGUACUUGGACGGCACUGGGUAACAGUUAUCCACCGGGUUACUCUUCAAAAUCCGCCUUCUCACCUGUAUCGACAUCAUCAUCAUCAUCGCACCUUCAAGAUCAUAGUGUUCAGCACCAACAUCCACCUGGUGUUUUUCCUUUUGGGCCCCCGCCACUUUAUCCUGCCCCCCCCCCAGUGCCCACAUCUUCAACAGUAAUGCCAAAGCCAGAAAUUCCAACAGCUGUGAAUGUGCAACCCACCGCCACGACUGCACCAAUGCACAUUCCCAUGUCGAUGCCACAAAGCCAUUCCGUAACCCCACAGAUGGUGAACAGAGGUGACUCUGCACUGCCACUGUAUGCUGGUUAUGUAGGUGCAAGUGUAGGUUUGGAUGUCACUUUGCCAGCCUUGCUUAGCACCAUACAGGAAGGCAUGGAUCCCAGACGGAAAGUUGUCAAGUUCAUCGCGGCUAAACAGAAGGAAGAGCAUGGCGCGUGCACAAGCCAUAGGAAUGAUUCGCUGGCACAAAAGUCCCGUGAUGAAAAAGCACCCAAUCAGACCACAAAUGUAACAGAAUGCCGAGUGGCCCAAGCUCAUUCGAGCACAACCUUGCAUGCAACCAAUAGCUCGUUGGGAGAGCACAACAAAGAACCCACUAAGUUCAGAAAGAAGCAUUUGGUAGCACUGUGGGAUAUGGAGCUUAAAUCUGCCGAGCCACAAGGGAGUUUGAUAAUUGAUAGCAGUUGUGAAGACUUGUCAGGUCAAGGUGGACACAAGUCAAUAUAUUUAGGCAAGCAAAUGAUGAAAAUGAAUUUCUGCAGCAGCGUUCAAUCAGAAACUGCAGAUUCACAAGGCGGAAAGGAAUCCCCUUUGGCUUGCUUGCCUGAAGCAGUACUUGGUCAGAGAUUAGAGGACAAUGCUGCAACUGCUGCUGAACCUUUGGUUGCAAUGAAGAUUACUGAAGGUGAACAAGUCGAGGCAAUUGCAGCAACUCCAGAGGCCAAAUAUGUAGCUGCAGGAAAUUCUGAAAUUGGAUCAAACCAGAGUGCAAUGCAAGUGGCAGAGUCUCGUUUCACGCAAAAUCUGGAGGAACAAGAAGCAGCCACAAGUGAGCAACAUAAUGCAGCGAGUGUUGUUUUUAAGAUUCGUGAUGUAUAUUCGGUGACGAAAAGUGAAUUUGAUACAUUGUAUAAAACUAACAUUGGCAACGAUUAUUCGAAGACAGAAAAUGAAAGCUCUAGUGCAGCAACUGAAACCAUUGGAAAUAGAGAUGCUAGAACCACAAUUGUGAAUACAGAUGGUGUAGAACAUCCGUUUUCAUCCGGAAGUGACAUGUGCAAAGCUCAGACAGAUGAUCACGAGAUGCAAUUGUCAUCUGGAAGUGAAAUAACAAAUUCUGUGUUUACGGAAAUGUUUCUGAAAGGACGAUCUCGGAAGACCAAACACUCGGGUGAAAGUGGCAUCAACACUGGGGAUGACGAAAACUGUUCCGAGAGUAAAAUCCCCAGAACAAAAAUGAAAGGGAAUGAAAAACACUUCGGUACAAAUCGCCCAAAGGAAGAAGUAAUUGAUGACUUUGACAUAAUUUUGAAAAUCGUAAAGCAAGAAGAUGCAGACGCAACCGAUGGGGGCGAGCCUCGCGUUGGCUCGCCUCUCCGCUGUUGUGAAAUCGAUGUCGAAAGCAGAAAUACCUUGGCGAGUCUGUUGAAGGUGAAGCACAUUGGGCAACUGGAGGCGACUCGAGGCGAUGCCAAUUGUGCGAUUGCGCCGUGUGUCGGUGACAGAUGGGGAGCCUUGACGAGGACCCCGCAACCAAAGCGGCCGAUCAGAUUAGAGCGCUCGAGGAAAUCUUGGGUCCAGCCAUUCGGGCUAACAGCGAUAAACCAUUUCCGUGAUUUUAAAAAUCAGGGGCUGGAAUCGCAGGCUAAGGAGUGGGGGAAAGCAAGUCCAGAAGUCAAAGAGGAACCCUCGUUUGCAAUGAGCCCAUCCACCAACUGGUGAGCUGUGGCAGUAUUUUUGACAUGUAAGAGCGAGGCCGAUCGGUGAAUAUCGGCCCGUGAGUUUAAAUGCACUCAAUGCCUGAUGAAUCUCUUCCAAGGCAGGGGGGGAGAUGGUGAUUUGCACUGCUAACCUGGUGUAGCUGCCGGACGAUGUCCUUGUUCUGUAAACAGCAUUUAGCAAAUGUUUGCAGUCUCUUCAAAUGUUUUUACGUGGUAGUUCCAGAACUUUAUCGUUCAAGUGACGUUUGCGUUGGGUUUUGAAGUUCUGGGUCUUUACUAUUUAUAUUUUACCUCUUGAAUCUUUUAGCUCCCGCUUUUCGUCGUCAUUUCUUUGAAAAUGCCCAAAUCGUCUUCUUUUCCUUCAUUGACCCCUGACCUUGCCUGUCGCAGCUCUUCCUGUGUCUGGCUGUCGGCCAACCCAGCAUGGCGCUUUAAUCGUGUUACUCUGCAAUCAAGUUUGACAACGGCAGAAACACUUGUAGGAUGGUUAUAGCUUUUGAUUUGUUUACAGCAAAGACAAUAGGCGAUUACCAUUGUAAUGUCAAGGAUUAGUGAGCAAUAUUAAAGCACUAAUAAUAAUAACCUCGGGCAUUCCCUUACCCAAGUUUUACCGUGUGUUCUUUGCAACUAUUUUGUUGCCAAAGUGAGUGAUUUCGGCCAAAUGCUUUGGUAGAGCGUAUGGCUGCUGCCGAUGAAACGUUCGGUAUAGUUUGCGUUUUAGUGCAGACAUUGUUAUUGCCUGGCAUCUACAUAAGAAAGCCAGUUUGGAUAUUGCUAUGGGAACAGAAAAUACGUUUUAUAUACUGUUCUGUUUUUCAUGUUCCACUUAUAAAAUUAAAACUUGCGUUUUUGUG
Petromyzon marinus (sea lamprey) is the source of this 3668-nucleotide messenger RNA. The record is from RefSeq and is a predicted model, not a curated record. Lineage: Eukaryota; Metazoa; Chordata; Hyperoartia; Petromyzontiformes; Petromyzontidae.